AGCUUGAAGAAACCGUCAAGGGCUUCUUUCCGCCUCUCCCCUAAACAAAAGCUUUAGACAGUUGGCUCUCUUUUUCACGGCCCCUUCUUCCACCGCUUUUCCCCACCGUCCGCUCCCCCCACCUCUCUCUCUCUCUCUCUCUCUCUCUCUCUCUCUCUCUCCUUUUGCACUCGUAUAUAUACGCAAAUAGGAGAGAGACAGAGAGAUCUCUCUGUCGAACUUCUCUCUUUGUUCUGCUUACCCGUUUCCUCCUAUUUUUUGAGCCCUAACGAAGAGAAAAGAGAAAGCGAGCGAGAGAGGGAGGGCGAGAGAGAGACGCACACCCACACACACACAGAACAAAUACAGGCACAUGCUCCAUCUCCUGGUUAUUUUGUCCAUCUGCAGAAACCAAGUGCCGUGGACGAUCUUUAUUUGAGAAAAAAAAAUCAAGGAUGCGCAAGUGGUUGUGCUGUGUUUGUCAAGUAGAGGAGCCCUAUCAGUCAACUGAUAACGAGCCUUUCAAAAGUCCAGCGAACCAUAAUGAUGGAUAUCCAAAAGGGUCAAAGGCUUCUGCUCCCGUCAAGGCUGAAGUUCAAAAGGCAGUUCCACCUAUUGAAGUGCCAGCACUGUCCUUGGAUGAGCUGAAAGAAAAAACUGACAAUUUUGGCUCAAAAGCAUUGAUUGGGGAAGGAUCCUAUGGAAGAGUAUACUACGCAAAUCUAAGCAAUGGAAAAGCUGUGGCAGUUAAAAAGCUUGAUGUUGCGGCCGAGCCGGAGUCAAAUGUUGAGUUCUUGACUCAGGUUUCCACAGUUUCAAGGUUGAAACAUGAUAAUCUUGUUGAGUUGCAUGGUUACUGUGUAGAAGGAAAUAUCCGAGUGCUGGCAUAUGAAUUUGCAACCAUGGGUUCUCUUCAUGACAUCUUGCAUGGCAGAAAGGGAGUCCAAGGAGCUCAGCCAGGCCCCGUGCUGGACUGGAUGCAACGGGUUAGAAUUGCUGUUGAUGCCGCUAGGGGAUUGGAAUAUUUGCAUGAGAAGGUUCAACCUUCUAUAAUACACCGAGAUAUCAGAUCCAGUAAUGUGCUUCUAUUUGAAGAUUUCAAGGCAAAAAUUGCUGAUUUUAACCUUUCAAAUCAAGCCCCUGACAUGGCUGCUCGCCUUCAUUCUACAAGGGUCCUAGGAACAUUUGGCUAUCAUGCACCAGAAUAUGCAAUGACUGGACAAUUGACACAGAAGAGUGAUGUUUAUAGCUUUGGAGUGGUUCUGCUGGAGCUCCUGACUGGUCGGAAACCUGUUGAUCAUACCAUGCCUCGUGGACAACAGAGUCUUGUCACUUGGGCUACUCCAAGAUUAAGUGAAGACAAAGUUAAACAGUGUGUUGAUCUAAAGCUUAAGGGCGAGUAUCCUCCAAAAGGAGUUGCUAAGCUGGCAGCCGUGGCAGCAUUAUGUGUGCAGUAUGAGGCUGAGUUCCGGCCAAAUAUGAGCAUUGUAGUUAAGGCGCUCCAACCACUUCUGAAGUCUCCUGCACCUGCUCCAGAGAUUUAAGGGUCUAAUAAAAUUCGCUUUUCCUAACUGGAUUUGCAGCACAUGCCUACACAGUUUGGUUUCUAUUUUGUUGGGCUGCUCUAGAACUUGACUCCAUAUGAAUAUAUAAAGUUUUUUCAUUUUAUUUGUUCGUUGUGGAAUUGAGAUUGGAUGUGUAGAGGCUUGGUUUGCCCCCAUUUCAUCACACUUUUUGACUGGUUUGUUGAAACAGUUGCUGAUUAAUCUUGUGAUGGUGUGAGUUCCCAAAAUUGGUGGAUGGGAUGGAUGUUGGGAUUGAGUUUACUUGUGUGCUGCGCUGAAUGUACUAUUUUACUAUAGGAUCUUAAAUUUGGGCUGGCGUGAA
This is a messenger RNA of Diospyros lotus (date-plum), 1866 nucleotides long. Its product is annotated as PTI1-like tyrosine-protein kinase 3. Gene Ontology annotation, biological process: protein phosphorylation. The coding region runs from base 435 to 1523 and encodes 362 amino acids. Gene Ontology annotation, molecular function: ATP binding; protein tyrosine kinase activity. NCBI's taxonomy places the organism in Eukaryota, Viridiplantae, Streptophyta, Magnoliopsida, Ericales, Ebenaceae. The record is from RefSeq and is a predicted model, not a curated record. The transcript is spliced from 8 exons.